CGGAAUGAUGAUGUCAUACACGCGCGCCGGUUUCCGUGCAGCCAGACGCCAUCCCACGCUGCAGCCGCCGCAGUUCUUCUCAUCAGAGUGUUGGAAAUGUGGCUUCAUUUGCUGUCUGCUGCAGCCACACUCUUUGUGUCUCUGGCCAACGUCGAUCUCAGCCUUUUGUCAAACUAUAAGAUUUGUGGCCAUGCUGGAUGUGAGAGUCCGAUGAGCAGGGUCCAGGCCAUCAGGGACCACCGUGGGCUCGACUGCCACUUCCUGACCUUCAGACGUGGAGAGAAUAUCUUUGUUUACCACAAACUGACCGGGCAGAGGUCUGACCUCUGGGCAGGAAGCAUUGACAAACAGUUUGGAUAUUUCCCAAAGGAUUCAGUGAAAGUCGAGGAGGUCUAUGCAGUGAUGGAGAAAACUGUGCAAACGCAGAAAUCGGAUUUCUUUUGUACAGAUGAGGCAGGCUAUCCCACUGACUCCCCUCAUUUGGACACUGAUGAUGUUCAGGAAAUCCAGGAGUCACAAACCACCAGAACCAGCUCAGUCUCUGAUGACAAAAACGCUGGAAGACGUUCAGCUCCUGCACAAUCUCCAGUUUCACGACAGGAAGCCGAUGGUCCUGCUGUCAGGCCUCCUGAUGAAGAACAACCUGCAGCUGUCAAAGAACAAGAACUUGGAGACAAUCAGAGGAAGACCUCUGAAGAACCUUCUGAAGGUCUGGAUAUUGAAGGGAUGAACAACGACAAGGACGGUCAAUGGGAUGGAGACACAAGGACUGAAAGUGAGAAAGGAGGAGCUGGAUCCAGACAAGAUAUGAUGAAGCAGGCUGGCGGUGAGGUCGGUAAACAUUCAGCUGCAGUGAUGGAACUCCUCCAGGUUGUGUCGUCCCUGCCUGAAGACAUUAGACCUGGACCUGACCUGUACGGGUUGCCAUGGGAACCAGUUAUCUUCUCCAGUGUGGUGGGACUGGUAACCGUGCUCCUGUUCAGCUGUAGAUGUUACCGCUCUGUCAAAAGCAGGCUUUACCGACGUAAAGAGCAUCAGAUGGCUGAACAGGUUUCUCAGCUGCUAGAAGAGAAAUGUGAAGUCCUGCAAACUCUGAGCCAAAUUCAACAAGAGUUUGAAGACCUGGAGUGCUCGCUGAAAAAUAAAGGCAUCUUGGCCCAGAUGGAGAAGACUGAACAUCUGGAAGCCAAAGCCAGACAGAUAGAAUGUUCCAAUAGAGAGCUGGAGCGGGAUAGUGACAGUCUGAAGGACCAGCUAGACCAGCACAGAGAGCACCAGACAGAACAAGAAAAACGGACAGCAGAUCUUGAGGAAAUGAUAAAAACAUUAGAAGAAGAAACCAAUGACUUCCAGUCACAGUAUGAGCAGGCUCAAACCAGUUUGAAGGUGUACAGUAUGAACAGCGAGAGACUGCAGAACAACCUGGAAAUGGCUGUAGAGGAAAACAAUGUUCUGCAGCAGAGCAACACACAGUUGCAUCAGCAGGUGGAGGGCUGGGCAGAGCGAGUGAGCGAGUUGGAGGAGGAGAUGAGGAGGUGUGAAGUCAACCAUAGUAGGAUGCUGCAGGAUGCGGCUAACAAGGACGAGCAUAUCGUGUCUUUGACAGACCGACUGCUGAGGAUGAAAGCCUGGGUGUCAGACAUUGAAGAUAAGGAGUUUGAGGAAGGAGCAGCGGAGGAGGCUCCCAGUGGGAGGGGAAGAGCAGGAACGGGGACUCACCAGCCAAGAGUCCAGAAACUGAUCUAUGCUGCUAAACUGAAUGCAGAUCUGAAGUCAGUGGACGAGGACAAAGACAGAGUGUUUGCCCGACUGAACGAUGAAGUCAGAGCUGCCGAAGAUCUACAAGAGAGCACCGAGCAGCUGAGGAAUGAGCAGAUCAUUCUUCAGACGGACACCGAACGUUACUCUGAUCAGGUCCAGAGGCUCCAGCAGAAGCUGCAGAUAAUGACGGAGAUGUACCAGGAGAACGAGCUGAAGCUUCACAGGCUGCUGACUGUGGAGGAGAAAGAACGCCUGCAGAAGGAGGAGAAGUUGAGCAAAGCGGACAGAAAUAUUACGCUGGCCAUGGAGGAACUCAACAAUUACAGGCAGCGUGCGGAGGAAAUGGAGGAGGAACUGGAGAAAACCAAACAGUCGUAUCAAACACAGAUCUCUGCUCACGAGAGGAAGGCUCACAAUAACUGGCUGGCAGCUCGAGCUGCAGACAGAGAGCUCACAGACAUCAGGAGGGAGCACGCCCUUCUCAGGCAGAAGCUGACGGACACACAGUUUAAACUGGACGCCCUCGACAAAGAUCCGUACGCCCUGAACAGCCUCGCCCGACCGCUGCCUUUCCGAGGUGAAAGGUCGCCAUUUGGCCCCUCUCCUCUGGGCCGACCCUCCUCUGAAACCAGACAGUUUCCGUCUCCUCCCACUCUGAUGGACGGACCACCUUCUCAACUCCCAAGAGUGCUGCGUGGUGGUCCAGUGGAGCCCCGUGAAGGCCAAGGUGAGAUGGAGCGUAGUGGCGGUGCUCACUCAGACAGUGGCUCCAACUCUCCUACGUGGGACAGAGAUCGAAGGGGUCCCCCACCGGGAUCCUUUGGACCCCCACCGGGAUCCUUUGGACCCCCUCCGGGACCUGUAGGACCUCCUGGGCCUCCAGGCUACAUGUUUCCAGAAGCAGGAGGUCCCAUUUACAGACGACCAGCUCCUCCUCCAGGACCAAUGGGUCCUCUGCCUCCCCUCGUCCCACUCCAUACCUUUGUUCUCCCACCAGUCAGGGCCAUGGGACCUCUGCACCCUGCAGACUUAGCAGUCUCUGCAGAUGGUCCCUUCCGAGAGAACAGCCUCAGACCUGCUGAUCUGGAUCACAGAGAGCCUAGUCUGACUGAUCGGCAGACCCCUCCUGAACCCGAUCAACGGCCCUUGGCAAGACCUCCGUUUGGAUCCAUGAUGGGCCCUGUAGAAGGUCCCUUCCCUCGUAGAGCCCCAUAUGAACCUCUGCCUCCUGAUUUUUACCCUUCAAGAGGACCUGGGGGACCUCCCAUGAUGCCUGGGUUGAUGUUUCCUCGUUAUCCUGCCUUUGGGCCGCCUCCUCCCUCCUACGGGCCCCCGAUACAACUCGACGGCUUCUUGCCCCCUCCUGGGGCUCCUCUCUCUCUUGUAACACCCCCCAACUCCCUAAACGAGGACAAGCCAUCGCCCCAGGAUGCACCUCGGUGCUUGUAGUCGACUUGAGAGAGCGGGUAACUUUAAUGAGGCUGCAGGUGCAUUAUGGGAAAGCUGCUGCGUUCCUCAGUAUUUUCUGCCACUUGUAUUUAUUACAAGGAGAAAAUGUCCAUGUGACAUUCUUCUGUUCAUUCUCUACAUCACCCCUUAAAGGUCACAGUAGGAACUAUCUUUCAGAGAUUUUUGUUUAAGAUUACUGCAAAAUAAAUGGUCAUUUUUAGCAAACUUAUUGGUUUACAGACAGAAAAGGUUGAAGCCAAGACUUCUUUACUCUAGCACGUUGGAAUAUUUUGGAGCCGCUCCACUUUUCAGUUUAUCAGCAGAGUUUGAUAAUCAACAAAACAUCAAUCAUUUAGUAUCUCCUUUAACCAUUCCUUAAGGCCCCAUGUUCAUAUCCCCCCCAUACUUUUUUUUAUUUUAUUUUGAGACAUUUUGCAGAUUAAUCUAAAUGAAUCCUCUGUAGUUUCAGCUUUAAAGCUGAAAAUCUUUUGGACUUAAACACAAGCUGUAAAAACGUAAUUCACUUUUUUGUUUAUCUUUUUUAGCUCUUUGAUAAUCAAUCGAUGGAAGUGAUUAAUAUGUGGAAUUAUUUUCUUUCAGCGAUGUACAAACCGUGUUGAACUCUUCAUGGCUGCUGUGAAUUCUUGUAAAUUCAGUGAUUAAUAAAGUUGUUGUUCGGUC
Thalassophryne amazonica is the source of this 3891-nucleotide messenger RNA. RefSeq names its product CTAGE family, member 5 (gene mia2). Gene Ontology annotation, cellular component: endoplasmic reticulum membrane; endoplasmic reticulum exit site. The record is from RefSeq and is a predicted model, not a curated record. The transcript is spliced from 29 exons. Bases 97 to 3210 code for a protein of 1037 amino acids. Lineage: Eukaryota; Metazoa; Chordata; Actinopteri; Batrachoidiformes; Batrachoididae. Gene Ontology annotation, biological process: protein secretion; vesicle cargo loading; endoplasmic reticulum to Golgi vesicle-mediated transport. Gene Ontology annotation, molecular function: protein binding.